Messenger RNA from Clarias gariepinus (North African catfish), 414 nucleotides. RefSeq lists its product as uncharacterized. The record is from RefSeq and is a predicted model, not a curated record. Lineage: Eukaryota; Metazoa; Chordata; Actinopteri; Siluriformes; Clariidae. The transcript has a single exon. Bases 1 to 414 code for a protein of 137 amino acids.
AUGGGCUCUAUGCGAAGGCAGAGAAAUGUGAUUUUUUAUCAAAGGGAGAUUGCAUUCCUGGGCUAUCGCAUAGGACCACAGGGGGUCGAGAUGGAGGCGGCCAAGGUCAAGGCGGUGCAACAAUGGCCGGAACCCAAGUCAGUUAAGGCGCUACAGAGUUUUCUUGGGUUCGCUAACUUCUACCGGCGAUUUAUUCGGGGCUUUAGCACAGUGGCAGCGCCGCUCACGAGCUUGUUAAAGGGGAAACCACAGCCGCUGCACGAGUUCCCACUGGAGGCAUGCGCAGCCUUUCAGCUUCUCAAACUAGCUUUCACUUCUGCGCCUAUCGUAAAACUACUCGACCCAGAGAAGCCCUUCUUAGUUGAGGUCGAUGCGUCGGAGGUGGGACUGGGAGCGGUGCUGUCACAACGCUAG